AUGCCGAUUUCAGGACAUGAAGAGAGUGGGGUAAAGUCCUUUGCUGGUCAAUUUAGUGAUUUAGUUGCAGGUGUGCCAAUCAAGAAAAGGAGGUACCCACCUCUGUUUAGGUCUUCUUCUCCUCCUCCUCCAACUCCUUCUGGAGAACCGUGUUCAAUCACUGAAGUAACUGAUUUACAACGAAAAGAAAAUUCAAGCACUUCUCAAGGAUCGAGUCUAUCAAAUGUCAGUAUUGCAGGUGCACCCAUCAAGAAAAGGAGGUUUCCUUCUACACUUCAAGCUUCUUCACCUUCUUUGGAAGAGGCUUCAUGUCAAGCAAAAGGUCAUGCCUUGCGAAAGGAACAUUCAAGCAUGUCACUGGGUUCAACCCUUUCCACUAGUUCUGUUGGGUUGUCUGAUACCAUUGGAAACCCUGUAUUUGAAGAAAAGAAAUCAAGUUCUGAUGUUACCAUUGGAAACCCUGUAUUUGAAGAAAAGAAAUUGAGUUCUGAUGUUACCAAUGCUGACAUGGGGCAAAAAAAAUCUUUGCUUGAGCCCAAACAGGAGAAAUCAAACCCUGAAACUCCAUUGCCUACUUUGACUGUUGUGAAUAGCCAAGAGAAGGUGGUCCUCAAUGAAGGUAAUGAUUCAAAUUUGGGAUCCCAAUCAAUUAAGCCAAAUACAGAACUCUCAUUGGCUGCAAAAGAAGGUCCUGGAAUUAGCACUGGAGCGGAUGUGAGCAAACAAAUUGUCCAAGACACACUUAAACAAGAGAGUCCAGUAGUUUCUGGAAGUACUAGCCUAUCUUUAAGCUUUAAGGAGCACUUGUUUGCAUCUGUUACAAGUUCGGAAAUUAGCGAGUUAAAUCCCAAUCUUGAUAAAGGAGAACCUGUCUCACUGGAAUUAUCUUUGAGCAAGGAGGAAUGCAGUACUCAUAGUUCAAAUACUGAUGCUAAAAGUGAUAGUGACACUACUCGUGUUAAUAGCAGGGCUAACUGGGAUCUGAAUACUACAAUGGAUGCAUGGGAUGAAGGGAGUGAUGCCAGUUCUGUUAAAACUUCUAUUGAUGGGUUGAAUAUUACUCACAAUGCACUUGAUGAGAAACAGUUAACGACCCCCACUGGGAUGACACCACCAACAAGUGUUAUAUCUGUAACGCAAGCACGUAUAGAGAGUCAGAACAGAGCUUUCAUUACUUCACCGGGUCUGCAGUCUAAAUGUGUGCAUUCACCUGAUCUUCGUCUUUCAUCUUAUGUUCAGAAGCAUGUUGAGGAGCCCUCUAGAAUAUCUGUUAAACUAAAUUCAGGCAAUGCUACUCCCAUUGUUAGUUUGCCAAGUCUGACAGGUACUGCUGGUGAUGCAAAUACUGCUAGUUUUAGGUUGGUAAAGCCAGAGCCAUAUGAUGAUAAUUUAAAAAAGAAUUUGAAAGAAGUUAAUACUGGUCCUGUAGGUUCAUUAGACAUUGCUGCUGUAAAACAAGAAUUUAUUCAACAUUCAGUUAUCAAGCCAUCUAAUUCAUCCGUUAGCAAUUCAAAGUUGGUUGAUUCUACAUUCAUUAAAUCUGAAUCAAGUCACGAGGGUGGUCAGGAAAGAUCCAAAACAGCAGAGAGUACUGCUACAGGUCAGUUGAGUAAAGUGUUGCCACAAAUAUCGUUAAGUUCUUCUACUUCCAUGACUGGGUCAGUUGUAUUGAAUUCUACACAAGUUUCUGCAAAGGGAAGUCAUCCUGCUGUGAAAGCUGUCUGUACACCAGUAUUAACUACCAGUAAUAUAAUAGGUCAACCGGAAAAUUCUAGUUGCGCGGAAGGAGUUAAUGUUGAGAAAGUAUGUGAGGAAGUUUCUUCAAAUCCUGAGCACGUUCCUCUGGUAACAGUUGCUUUUCCUAUGGUUGGUACUGCUACAGAAUUGACUAAUCAUGGCUUGAAAUAUUCUUCUAUUGUUACCAAGAAAGAAAUUGCCGAUGAUCAUGAUGGUUGCAGAUUGAAACUCAUGAAUGAGCCUUCUGAUCCACGAGACAGUGGUGAAGGCUGUGUUAGUGAUGAAGAAAAGAUAACCUUGUCUGCUGAUAUGUUGGAAGAUGAUUCUUAUGGUUCUGAUUUAGAGUCAGAUGACAACCAUGCUGUAACUGUUGCUGUAGACAUUGGGCGUUACAUUGAAGAUGAUGAUUACGAGGAUGGUGAGGUUCGAGAACCACUGGUGCCUUCCAAAGUGGAGGACAUCAUAUGUGAGGUAAGAGAGGUCGAACAUCCUGACUUAGGUAAUUAUGAUAAUAAACCAGUGGAGAAAGGAGUUGUGAGUAAUGAUUAUCCCACUUCAUCUCGUGUGGUGGUAAAUGACAAUACGGAUGUAAUCCACAAUGAAAUAAUUGGUAAAGAUGGUGUGAACAUUCCAAUGCAUGAGAAGCUUGGUAAAGUCAUUGAUAAAAAUGUGUGUAUGCAAGAGUCAUUGGAUGGUGAAAAAUCUGAUAUUGCUGCUGAUAAGAGACCAGUUAAUGUUUUGGAAAGAAAACCAUUAGAUCUUUCAGAAAGAACAAUUGUCUCUGAAACUCAGGAGACUGUACAUCCUUCCCAUCAUGCCAUUGAUGGAAGCCAUGUGAUAGAUGUCCAAUGUGCUGAUGAGGUUCUGAAAACAACUGACACAGUUAGACAUACUGACUUUGAUUUUCCUAAGAUGGAAGGAUAUGCAAAUACUGAAGAUAUAACUAAAGAUGCUUGUAACAGUGGUAAUCAAGGAAGAAUAAUAGAUCUGUCACGAGCUGCUAGUUCCUCAUCCCCUGGUAAAACCAGGCCUAUUUCAGGCAGAUCACUUCCGACUCGAGCUGGAAGAGAUGUAUUGUCUGACACACUUGAUGGGGACAAGUUAUACAGAGGAAGAGAUGAUGUUUAUAUUGAUGCUCCCCAUAGAUUUUCAAGAGAAAGACAUCAAGACAGGAACUCUAGAUUGAAUUUUGGACGUGGUAGAGGAAGAGUUAAUAAUCGAAUUCGUGGUGACUGGGAAUCUGAACGUGAAUAUUCUGGUGAAUUUUACAAUGGUCCAAGCCAACAGUUCCGUGGCACUAGGUCAAAAUAUGCAUCUGCUAUUGAUGACUCCGAUCUGGAGUACAAUAAUGUUGGACCAGAUGAGUCAUAUGUUGUCAAUGGACGUUUAGGUAGAAAGCCACUGAAUGAUGGCUCUUACAUUGCACCAAGAAGAAGGUCACCUGCAGGUGGAAGAGAUGGCAUCCAAAUGGGGCAUAGAAAUCCAAGAGGGGUUAGCCCGAAUAGUAGAUGUAUUGGGGGAGAUGGUUCAGAGUUGGGUGGUAUGAGGCACAGUGAGAAAUAUAUGAGGGGUUUUGCCGAUACUCUAGAUUCAGUGUAUACACGCCCACAACAAUUUGAAGGAUUGGAUGGUCGAUUUUCAAGGGGAAGGGGCAGGAAUUUUUCUUCAAUGCAGAGAAGGGGUGGUCUUUCUCGCAUGCGUUCGAAGUCGCCUGUCAGAUCAAGGAGUCGUUCACCCGGUCAAUGGUCAUCUCCAAGAAGGAGAUCCCCGAGAAGAAGAUCCCCAGAUAGUUUCGGUGGCCAUCCUGAAAUGACUCAUAGAAGAUCACCAUUAUACAGAGUUGACAGAAUGAGAUCCCCUGAUCGACCUGUUUUCACUGGGGAGAGAGUGGUUAGGAGACAUGGCUCGCCUCAAUUUAUAUCACGACCUUCUAAUGAUAUGAGGGACAUUGAUUCUGCAAGGGACCAUGGUCAUCCAAGGCCUGUAAUUUCUAAUAGGAGUCCAUCUGGUAGGAUUUUAAUGAGGAACAACCGAAGAUUUGACGUUGUUGAUCACCGGGACAGAGCAGAUAAUGAUGAUGAAUACUUUGGUGGUGGCGGGCCUAUGCAUUCUGGCAGGAUGAUAGAGCAUAGUAAUAGUGAAGGAAAUGGUGAGGAGAGGAGAAGAUUUGGUGAGAGACGAGGACCUGUUAGAACUUUCAGGCCUCCCUAUAACAGUGCGAAUAAUAAUGUUGGUGAGAACUUUCACCUUAAUGCUGAAGAUGGACCUAGACAACAUUAUAGAUUCUGUUCAGACGAGUCAGAUUUUCAUGAGAGAGGUAACAAUUUAAGGGAAAGGGACUUUGAUAGACGCAUGAAAGGUAGGACUGGAAAUGGACCACCUAGAAGAACAAGAAACAUGGAUGAACAAGAAGAAAGUUUCAGGCAUGGCGGACAAGGUUGGAGUGAUGAUGGUUUUGAUGAUAUUUCCCGAGUGAAAAGGAAAAGAUUUUGA
Messenger RNA from Lathyrus sativus (Indian pea), 4230 nucleotides. The record is from the annotation of a GenBank genome assembly. NCBI's taxonomy places the organism in Eukaryota, Viridiplantae, Streptophyta, Magnoliopsida, Fabales, Fabaceae.